This is a messenger RNA of Balaenoptera acutorostrata (minke whale), 5387 nucleotides long. It is a transcript of the gene HK2, whose product is annotated as hexokinase 2. Gene Ontology annotation, biological process: glucose 6-phosphate metabolic process; intracellular glucose homeostasis; glycolytic process. NCBI's taxonomy places the organism in Eukaryota, Metazoa, Chordata, Mammalia, Artiodactyla, Balaenopteridae. The transcript is spliced from 18 exons. Bases 471 to 3224 code for a protein of 917 amino acids. Gene Ontology annotation, molecular function: glucokinase activity; D-glucose binding; fructokinase activity. Gene Ontology annotation, cellular component: cytosol; mitochondrion. The record is from RefSeq and is a predicted model, not a curated record.
CCGGCAACCCCUCAAUAAGCCACAUUGUUGCACGAAACUCCAGCGCAGGAGUCCCGGGCCUCCGCUAGCACCAGCGUGUCACCGAGCCGAGAAGAUCCGCGGGCGAGAGCAGCGCGCGUGUGAGCCGGAGAGGUCCUGUCGCCCUAGUGGAGCCAAGCUGCUAUUCUUCUCAAGUUGAGCCUUAGUGAUUCUGUGGCUGAAGUUAGUACCUUGACAGUGGGGCAUCCCAGCACGUCGCUAGGAGUGAUUCUUGGUCCUUCAGCAGUUGUGACUAUCAAAACCUGUUUUUAGAGACCCGAAACCCUCCAGCUGGGCGCGCCAUCGUGUGCCUUCUUUGUGUACCUCCCGGACUCACCGCUCCCGACCGGGCCUCCAAGCCCGGGUACAAAGCGGUCAGACCGCGCCGCCCUCCUCCCCCGCACGCGCUCCAGCCUCGGUUUCCCAGCUCGGCGUCGUCGGGCCGCGGCAGGAUGAUCGCCUCGCAUCUGCUCGCCUACUUCUUUACGGAGCUCAACCAUGACCAAGUGCAGAAGGUUGACCAGUAUCUCUACCACAUGCGUCUUUCUGAUGAGACCCUUCUGGAGAUUGCUAAGCGGUUCCGCAAGGAGAUGGAGAAAGGGCUUGGAGCUACCACCCACCCCACUGCUUCAGUAAAAAUGCUGCCUACCUUUGUGAGGUCUACUCCAGAUGGUACAGAACAUGGAGAAUUCCUGGCUCUGGACCUUGGAGGGACCAACUUCCGUGUGCUUUGGGUGAAAGUAACAGACAAUGGACUCCAGAAGGUUGAGAUGGAGAACCAGAUCUACGCCAUUCCCGAGGACAUCAUGCGAGGCAGUGGCACCCAGCUGUUUGACCACAUUGCUGAAUGCCUGGCCAACUUCAUGGAUAAGCUACAAAUCAAAGACAAGAAGCUCCCUUUGGGUUUUACCUUCUCAUUCCCCUGUCUCCAAACAAAACUAGAUGAGAGUUUCCUGGUCUCAUGGACCAAGGGGUUCAAGUCCAGUGGUGUGGAAGGGAAAGAUGUGGUUACUCUGAUCCGGAAAGCCAUCCAGAGGAGAGGGGACUUUGAUAUUGACAUUGUGGCAGUGGUGAAUGACACAGUUGGGACCAUGAUGACCUGUGGUUAUGAUGACCAGAACUGCGAGAUUGGUCUCAUUGUGGGCACGGGCAGCAAUGCUUGCUACAUGGAAGAGAUGCGCCACAUCGACAUGGUGGAGGGUGAUGAGGGCCGUAUGUGUAUCAACAUGGAGUGGGGAGCCUUUGGGGAUGACGGCGCGCUUGACGACAUCCGCACGGAGUUUGACCAGGAGAUCGACAUGGGCUCUCUGAACCCCGGGAAGCAACUAUUUGAGAAGAUGAUCAGUGGAAUGUACAUGGGGGAGCUGGUGAGGCUUAUCCUAGUGAAGAUGGCCAAGGAGGAGCUGCUGUUUGGGGGGAAGCUCAGCCCUGAACUCCUCGCCACAGGCCACUUUGAGACCAAAGAUGUUUCAGAUAUUGAAGGGGAGAAGGAUGGCAUCCAGAAGGCCCGCGAGAUCCUGGUGCGGCUGGGCCUGGACCCGACACAGGAGGACUGUGUGGCCACUCACCGGGUCUGCCAGAUUGUGUCCACACGGUCAGCCAGCCUGUGUGCGGCUACGCUGGCAGCCGUACUGCGGCGCAUCAAGGAGAACAAGGGCGAGGAGCGGCUGCGCUCCACCAUCGGGGUGGACGGCUCUGUCUACAAGAAGCAUCCCCAUUUCGCCAAGCGUCUUCACAAGACCGUGCGGCGCCUGGUGCCCGACUGCGACAUCCGGUUCCUCCGCUCUGAGGAUGGCAGUGGCAAGGGGGCAGCCAUGGUGACAGCAGUGGCCUACCGGCUGGUCGAUCAACAUCGAGCCCGCCAGAAGACCCUGGAGCCUCUGAAGCUGAGCCGUGAGCAGCUGCUGGAGGUCAAGAGGAGGAUGAAGGUAGAAAUGGAGCGAGGUCUGAGCAAGGAGACUCACACCAUUGCCCCCGUCAAGAUGCUGCCCACCUAUGUGUGUGCCACCCCUGAUGGCACAGAGAAAGGUGACUUCCUGGCCUUGGACCUUGGGGGUACCAAUUUCCGGGUCCUGCUGGUGCGCGUGCGGAAUGGGAAGCGACGUGGAGUGGAGAUGCACAACAAGAUCUACUCUAUCCCGCGGGAGGUCAUGCAUGGCACAGGGGAUGAGCUCUUUGACCACAUCGUCCAGUGCAUUGCCGACUUCCUUGAGUACAUGGGCAUGAAGGGCGUGUCCCUGCCUUUGGGUUUCACCUUCUCCUUCCCCUGCCAGCAGAACAGCCUGGACGAGAGCAUCCUCCUCAAGUGGACUAAAGGCUUCAAGGCAUCUGGCUGCGAGGGUGAGGACGUGGUUACACUGCUGAAGGAAGCCAUCCACCGGCGAGAGGAGUUUGACCUGGAUGUGGUUGCUGUGGUGAAUGACACAGUUGGGACUAUGAUGACCUGUGGCUAUGAAGACCCUCACUGUGAAGUUGGCCUCAUUGUUGGCACAGGCAGCAAUGCCUGCUACAUGGAGGAGAUGCGGAAUGUUGAGCUGGUGGAAGGGGAAGAGGGGCGGAUGUGUGUCAACAUGGAGUGGGGGGCCUUCGGGGACAAUGGAUGCCUAGAUGACUUCCGCACAGAAUUUGAUGCAGCUGUGGAUGAACUUUCCCUCAACGCUGGCAAACAGAGGUUCGAGAAAAUGAUCAGUGGCAUGUACUUGGGCGAAAUUGUUCGUAACAUCCUCAUCGAUUUCACCAAGCAUGGGCUGCUCUUCCGUGGCCGCAUCUCGGAGCGGCUCAAGACACGGGGAAUCUUUGAAACCAAGUUCCUGUCUCAGAUUGAGAGUGACUGCCUGGCCCUGCUGCAGGUCCGCGCCAUCCUGCACCACUUAGGGCUCGAGAGCACCUGUGAUGACAGCAUCAUUGUCAAGGAGGUGUGCACUGUGGUGGCGCGGCGGGCAGCCCAGCUCUGUGGUGCAGGCAUGGCCGCCGUGGUGGACAAAAUACGAGAGAACCGUGGGCUGGACACCCUCAAAGUGACAGUGGGCGUGGACGGGACCCUCUACAAGCUACAUCCUCACUUUGCCAAAGUCAUGCAUGAGACGGUGAAGGACUUGGCUCCAAAAUGUGAUGUGUCCUUCCUGGAGUCGGAGGAUGGCAGCGGGAAGGGGGCGGCUCUCAUCACUGCUGUGGCCUGCCGCAUCCGAGAGGCUGGACAGCGGUAGAGCCCCUGAAAUUGGAAGGACUUCCUCUGGUUUCCCUUCUUUCCUGCUUUAAAUUAUAACUUGAUCCCCUUGUGUCAGAGACAGACCCCUUGGCUUUUCCUUGGCAGAGAGGACCUUAUUGGACUGGGUUUUGUCUCUGUCUACUCACUGUAGAGUUUGGUACCCAAGGCUUAGCCCUCCUGAGAUAAAUACAAUUGGAAGUAAGGAUUUGUUCACACUUGUCACAACCAUUACCAUUGGUUCUCUUAAAACUUGAAAAAAAAAAAUUUAACCUUUAGUAAUCCCCCUGGCCAAAUUCCAUGUCUCUGUAUAAUCCUACAGGGUGGGGACACUAAUGAAAAAAUAUGGUUGCUUCACCUUGGAGCCUGAACAUGACAUUUCUAGGUGGAGAGCAUCCCCCAGCAUGGAAGUUGAUGCUAUUUCUUCUCUCAGAGAUCUGGGAGGUCUCCACUGACUUGAGCCUGAUUCUCCCAUAGACAGGGAGGGGCAGCAAUGGAGGGGAAACCCAUGGAUAACCAUGUGGCAGCCCCUCUUCAACCUCAUCUUUAAGCAUUUGCCUAGUGGGUUCCAGUGGAUGCUAUUCCUGGAAUCAAAGCAUCCUGAGUCUGAGCAAGCAAAACCAAAGCCAAGAGUCCUGUGAGUGGGCUUGUUGUCCCAUCUCCUUGUGGGUUCACAAGUCAUCCAUAAGCAGUGGACCUUUGGGGGAGGGAAGACUUUUUGGUCUGUUUAAAAAUUUUUUCCUGCAGAAGUGGAAGCACUGUAUUUUCAUUUUAAUUUAUAUUUGAAAUUUAUUUAGUUCAUGAAGUACAUCUGCUCCUUCAUUUUGACACUGUACGUAAUGAUCAGUUGUAUGUAACGUAUUUAUAUGUUAAUUUGUUAUGUCUGUAAAUACACAGGGUCUCAUUAGUAGAACAGUGUAGUUAAAAGAUGGAAGAUGAAGAUUCUGAUUGGUUACUAGAAAUACCUCAUUCAUCUGCAGGAAAAGAAGGAAAGCCUCUUUAGGGUGAGCGAAUGGCCAAGCAGCUCCUUGCCAGCUCCUCCUUUCCCUGCAGACUCAGAAACUUGGAAGGUGGCUGGGGACAGAGUGAAGGAGGCUGGGGCUAUGGAUUGAAGAAACCACACUAACUGGCUGCUCAAUCUAGGGACUUUCCUGGAGCCAUAUUACAUGAGAUGUUAACAAAGGAAACAGGAAUCAUUUCAAAUAGACUCUGCUUAGAAAUCUUCAUUCUUAGGGCAGUUAUUAAUAUUUUAAACCUCUCUAACAAGAUAAAGGAAGCCACCAAAAACAUUUAAAAAAUUGUCUAAUUGUUGAUAGCAAACCCAAACAAAACAAAGAAUCAAACAAACAAAACUUCAGGGACAACACUUUUGGUGGAUUUGUACCCUCCCAGCAAACUUCGCCUUCGGUUUGUUUUGUAAAUGUUCUACAAGAGGUGUUGUCCACAGACUUGCCUACACGGACCUGUUUUUACAAGAAGUGUUUAUUUCAAACUGCUUGGUGCGGGGUUGUGGGGGGUGGUGGUGAGGGGAGACAUAAAACCUUCCUUACCCUGCUGUUUAGAGUGCAGUUAAUUCUGAAUCUGAAAGCCCACUUCUGCCCUAAAAUGAUCACACCCCCACACGUUAAACCUGAAUACUUCAUAAUAAAGAGGGUAUGGCCUUUUAACAAUGUUGAGUAGGAUACAAGGAUCAAAACAGAAAAAUGGAAAGACACGACUCAAUAGCACCCAAUUUUUGCACGUUUAUCAAACUUGUACUGAGAACAGUGUCUAGAUUUGUGUAUCAUUAAAGGACGCCCAAGAAAUAGAAAUGAAUCUUAACUUUUAAACUUGAAAAUUAGGCACCAUCUAUGAAAUUGCACAUUUUUAAAAGGUAGAGCUGUGUGUGUGGCUAUUUAAGAUGUGUCAUUGGUUUCCAAAAAGGAAAGCUGGAAAAUGCAGUUUGAAUGUUUGUGUUCCCACAGUUAGGUGACAGUUCCUUGCUGACGCUGCUUUGCCCAUGUAAAUACGUUGACUCUCAGUCUUUGGCUGGGAUGUGCUCAAUAGCAGAUCAUCUCAAAUCCUUGAGCCCUCAGUCUAGUGAAGAUGUUGUCAUGUACAAUAAAGAACUAGUUGAAUUAACUGUGUGAUGUUAACUAUUAAUAAAUUUUAACAUUUUUCAAAA